Helianthus annuus (common sunflower) is the source of this 477-nucleotide messenger RNA. RefSeq names its product vicilin-like seed storage protein At2g28490. The record is from RefSeq and is a predicted model, not a curated record. NCBI's taxonomy places the organism in Eukaryota, Viridiplantae, Streptophyta, Magnoliopsida, Asterales, Asteraceae. The coding region runs from base 1 to 477 and encodes 158 amino acids. The transcript has a single exon.
AUGGUCGGGGUUGGCGGUGGUAUGCGGUGGCGGGUGGCGACGAUGGUGGUGGUGACAGGUGGUGGUCGUGGCGACGACGGUGGGUGGCGGUUGUCGACGGUAGCGGGUGGUGGCGGCAGAAGAUGGUGGUGGAGGGUGGCGGUAGUGGUUGGGGUGGUGGUGGUCGGCGAUGGCGGGUGGCGGCGAUGGUGGUCGAUGGUGGUGGCGACGGGCGGUGGUGAUGGCGGCGACGACGACGACGGUGGGUGGUGGUCGACGAUAGCGAGUGGUAGCAGUGGAGGAUGUUGGUGGUGGUCGGCGGAGGGUGGCGGUAGUAGUUGGGGUGUCGGUGGUCUGCAACGGCGGGUGGCAGCGAUGGUAGUUGAUGGCGGUGGUGACGAGCGGGUGUGGCGGCGGAGGACGGUGGUGGUGAUCGGCGGAAGUUGGUGGCGGGUGGUGAAGAUGGCAAGUGCUGAUGGUGGCAGAUGGCGGUGGUGA